AUGCGGCUCGCCCCAACUGCGCUGUGGUUGAGCCUGGCCGUGGCCCUCAACCUGGCCCCCUUCGGGCCCCUGGCUGUAGGGUGGGCAUCGGCCCGAGCCCCCAUCUAUGUCAGCAGUUGGGCCGUGCGGGUGACCCAAGGUUAUCAGGAGGCUGAGCGCCUCUCACGCAAAUUCGGCUUCGUCAAUCUAGGGCAGAUCUUCCCUGACGGGCAAUAUUUCCACCUGCGGCAUCGGGGUGUGGUCCAGCAGUCCCUGACUCCACACUGGGGCCAUCGCCUGCACCUCAAGAGAGACCCCAAGGUGCAGUGGUUUCAGCAGCAGACCCUUCAGAGGAGGGUGAAGCGUUCUUUGGCGAUGCCCACGGACCCCUGGUUCUCCAAGCAGUGGUACAUGAACAAUGAAAUGAAGCCUGACCUGAACAUCCUGCAGGUCUGGAGACAGGGCCUGACCGGCCAGGGCAUCGUGGUCACCGUCCUGGAUGAUGGCAUUGAGAAGGACCAUCCCGACCUCUGGGCCAACUACGACCCUCUAGCCAGCUAUGACUUCAAUGACUAUGAUUCGGACCCCCAGCCUCGUUACACACCGAGCAAUGAGAACCGGCACGGGACCCGAUGUGCUGGGGAGGUGGCUGCCGUAGGUGACAACGGCUUCUGCGGCAUUGGCGUGGCCUUCAACGCCCGAAUCGGAGGGGUGCGCAUGCUGGACGGCACCAUCACCGACGUCGUGGAGGCGCAGUCCCUCAGCCUGCAGCCGCAGCACAUCCACAUCUACAGCGCCAGCUGGGGCCCCGAGGACGACGGCCGCACGGUGGACGGCCCCGGCAUCCUCACCCGGGAAGCCUUCCGGCGCGGCGUGACCAAGGGCCGCGGCGGACUCGGCACGCUUUUCGUCUGGGCCUCGGGUAACGGCGGUCUCCACUACGACAACUGCAACUGCGACGGGUACACCAACAGCAUCCACACGCUGUCCGUGGGCAGCACCACCAGGCAGGGCCGCGUGCCCUGGUACAGCGAGGCCUGCGCCUCCACCCUCACCACCACCUUCAGCAGCGGCGUGGCCACCGACCCGCAGAUCGUCACCACGGACCUGCACCACCAGUGCACAAAGAGGCACACAGGCACCUCUGCCUCGGCCCCGCUGGCAGCAGGCAUGAUCGCCCUGGCUCUGGAGGCCAACCCUCUCCUGUCUUGGAGGGACCUGCAGCACCUGGUGGUCCGUGCAUCCAAGCCCGCCCAGCUGCAGGCAGAGGACUGGAAGGUCAACGGUGUGGGGCGCCAAGUGAGCCACCACUACGGCUACGGGCUGCUGGACGCCGGGCUGCUGGUGGACUUGGCUCGCACGUGGCUGCCCACAAAGCCUCAGAAGAAAUGUGUCAUCAGGGUUGUCCACGCCCCGACCCCCAUCCUGCCGCGGAUGCACGUACCAAAGAAUGUGUCGGCCUGCUCCGGCCGCCACCGGGGGAUCCACUCGCUGGAGCACGUGCAGGUGCAGCUCUCCUUGUCCUACAGCCGGCGGGGGGACCUGGAGAUCUCGCUCACUAGCCCCAUGGGCACACGCUCCACUCUCGUGGCCAUCAGGGACACUAUACCGCUACACACUGCUGCUCUACGGGACGGCCGAGGACAUGACCCGGCGGCCCCCAGGCCCCCAGGUGACCAGCAGUGCGUGUGUGCGGCGGGACACAGAGGGGCUGUGCCAGGGUGA
Molecule: messenger RNA, 1704 nt
Organism: Dipodomys spectabilis (banner-tailed kangaroo rat)
Lineage: Eukaryota; Metazoa; Chordata; Mammalia; Rodentia; Heteromyidae
Gene: Pcsk4
Product: proprotein convertase subtilisin/kexin type 4
Exons: 13
Coding region: 1-1704 (567 amino acids)
Biological process (GO): peptide hormone processing
Cellular component (GO): trans-Golgi network; Golgi membrane
Molecular function (GO): serine-type endopeptidase activity
Source: RefSeq, a predicted model, not a curated record